Molecule: messenger RNA, 1031 nt
Organism: Glycine soja
Lineage: Eukaryota; Viridiplantae; Streptophyta; Magnoliopsida; Fabales; Fabaceae
Product: zinc finger CCCH domain-containing protein 23-like
Exons: 1
Coding region: 79-780 (233 amino acids)
Molecular function (GO): metal ion binding
Source: RefSeq, a predicted model, not a curated record
GCAAGCCCCCUUCCAUGGCACCAGGCACCACUUUAUAUAUUUAUUGUUAAUGACCGAAACAAACUGAACCACUAAACGAUGAUCCCAAACGUUCAAAUCCCUACCUGGGACGCGGACGGAGGAGGAGCACUCUCCCCGUCGAUCUCUUCCAAUGCUGACACGUGCUCAUUAUUCUCCUCCGACCAUUUCCGAAUGUUCCAGUUCAAGGUGCGGAACUGUCCACGUGUCAGGUCCCACGACUGGACCGAGUGUCCCUACGCCCACCCCGCCGAGAAGGCUCGCCGCCGUGACCCCCGCAAGUACCACUACUCAGGCACCUCCUGCCCCGAUUACCGGAAGGGGAACUGCAAGAGGGGCGACACGUGUCAGUUCGCGCACGGCGUCUUCGAAUGCUGGCUCCACCCUUCUCGCUACCGGACCCAGCUCUGCAAAGACGGAACAAAUUGCCGCCGCAGAGUGUGCUUCUUCGCCCACACCAGCGACCAACUCCGCGUCGUGACGGAUUCAUCGUCGUCGUCGUUUGUUUCCUCUCCCACUUCGGUGCUCAUUAACUCUUCGUUCUCCGAUUCUUCGCCGUACAGCUUCGUCCGCGGAAUAGUUAAACUGGAUGAGGAAGGGUCGUAUUCGGGUCUGACCCGUUGCGUGUUCGGGUCGCCACGUGGCGGGUUUAUGAGUGUGAAUGGGUGCGAGGAGGAGCCUGCGAUGGAGAGGGUGGAAUCGGGGAGAGACAUUAGAGCGAGGAUAUAUGCGAAGCUUAGUAGGGAGAAUUCCAUUGGAUGAGUAUCGGAACUCGUGAAAUGAAUGGAUUCCGUGGCCUUUCAUUUGGGUCUGUCUGUUUGUCUCUGUACAAUAUAUAAUGCAAUUCAAUAAAAUAAAACUAUAUGUACAUAGUUGAGAAGGUAGAGACCGUUUUGCUCUCUGUGUUUUGUUUUUUACCUUAGUUCCUGGCUGCCCAAAAUUGGGUAGCAUUUGAUUGUAUCAAUUGUUAAUUUUGGACUUCAUUCAAGAAUCAUGUUUUUCUUAUUAUUUUU